AUGGACAGAUUCUACGACAAAGACGAUGCGAAAAACAUAAUAGAAUCACUGACACAAGAGAGAAUCGAAAAAGACAGGAUGCACCUAUCGAGAGUAUUGAAGGACAACGACUUCAUCAAGUCGGCAUCCAUCAAGAGAGAUGAUGAGGUGGGGGUAUGGAGGAUCAUCAAACAGUCCGAGGACGAUGGAACUAUGGAAGAAAUGGUAUUCACCAUCAUGGGGGCCAUAUACGCGAUGGACCUACCGCCGGUGGCAAAGGAGACAAGGGCACAGAAGGAGAAGGUCAGGUUCUUGAGUCAGUCAGUAUGGUUGGUAGGACUGGGCAGCGAAAGCUUCGACAAUGCAAUGGACGCAAUCAGAAGUAUGCAAGUCAUGGGCGAACGAGAGUUCAGAGAUGGAGAGCUCGAACACUGGAAGCCAAUACCGCGCAAUACCACGAACGACGAGGAAGGCAUACCUUUUCCAAAUGACGUCGAUCCUGUGGGAAUACUGGCCAAGAUGGCGCAGCGAAAAUGGAUUCACACUGAAGACAACGAGGUACAAUACUACAGAGGUGUGAUGGAUGAAAGAGGGAAAAAAAGGCAAGCGUUCUUUCAAUUCAUGUUGUUUUUGUCUUUUUCUCUUGUCAUAUACGUGUCAGCCAAGCCGCAGAUAUUCCGAGUAGGAGACAUAGUGGAAGCGCAAUGCUCGGUCGUGUUCUUGAGGACAAACGAGGGUACGGCGAGGAUGAAGAUGAUACUGAGGGCAUUGGCCCUCAUCAACAGCGACAACUCGACAAAGGCAACGGCAGAACGCAGAAACACGACGAGUACGCAAUCAGAGACCAUCGUAAGGAUGAAGCGGAAGAUUGGAUUCGAAGAGGAGGAGGAAGACGUUGACGUGAGGGCCAAAAAGACAAACAGGAUGGACGAUCAUGAGAGAGAGGAAAGGAUGACGAUGGAACUGUAA
Messenger RNA from Desarmillaria tabescens, 948 nucleotides. RefSeq lists its product as uncharacterized. The coding region runs from base 1 to 948 and encodes 315 amino acids. The transcript is spliced from 7 exons. The record is from RefSeq and is a predicted model, not a curated record. NCBI's taxonomy places the organism in Eukaryota, Fungi, Basidiomycota, Agaricomycetes, Agaricales, Physalacriaceae.